Messenger RNA from Trypanosoma conorhini, 3048 nucleotides. RefSeq names its product putative dual specificity protein phosphatase. The record is from RefSeq and is a predicted model, not a curated record. The transcript has a single exon. NCBI's taxonomy places the organism in Eukaryota, Euglenozoa, Kinetoplastea, Trypanosomatida, Trypanosomatidae. Gene Ontology annotation, biological process: protein dephosphorylation. Gene Ontology annotation, molecular function: protein tyrosine/serine/threonine phosphatase activity. The coding region runs from base 1 to 3048 and encodes 1015 amino acids.
AUGGGGAACACCGUCUGCACGGAUGCCGUGCCCUUCUCUCUGGAAGACAUUCUGCACUCAUCGCAGCCGUCGCCGAGGCGCUGCGUGGCGCAGUUUCUGCCAGUUGGCGUCAUUGACAAAUUCACGCGGUACCAGCACAACUUCAAGGCGUUCGUCUUCCGCCAGGGCACAACGGGCGCUGCUGUGCGGCGGCUGGACCCUUCGCAGCUCCACGCACAACCGUUUGACCUCGCACAGGCGAAGAUUAAGUUGGAGGAAACCGCGGCGUACGUGCUCGUGCACGUGCAGUGCCGCCCCGUCGCCACGAUUGGCUCGGCUAGCCCCGACGCUCCCACCCCACGUGGCGGAGGGCGGCUGCAUAGGGAGUUUGAUGGGGAUCUGCGCGGCAAUGAGGAGGCCCCCGCAUGGUCGCGGAUACUUGCAGAAGUGUUUACCCCUCGAGGCCUGGCAACGGCGCUCGCGUCAAACAUAGACAAGCCCUCACUUUUCCUGUCACCCUCUGUUGCUGUGGCAAAUGCCGAUGUUAGCCCAACCGCGGAGCGUCAUCCCACCGCCGCGGCCUUGCGCCUGGGUGAGUUGGACUUUCGCUUUAGCGUCCACAUACUUACUGGCAAAAAGGCGCAUCAAUUGGUGGCAUCCGUCGCCUUGCUCCAUGCCUUGCGUAUUGAGCAGUCUCUUAUGGAGAACGAUGAGGCCGUGCGGGGGCUCUUUUUCAACUGCAGGCCCUCGCACUGGACGUCUGAUGCGAAGCCGGUCUUCCCGGCAUGUGUUCCUGUCGGGGAGCUGGUGAGCUACCGGUCCUUUUCGCGCCGGAAUCCACCGAUUAUAGAGGAGUCGCACAGGAACGCCAUUCUCCGCAUUUUGCACAAUAUACGAUGGAAGCCGUCGUUUCCGGCGAUUCUGGCGACGCCGCCCACCGCACGCGGCAGUUUAUCCCGCGGCAGCACCCCACGCGGGAUGCUUGCCCCCGUCACCACCACCUCCGUCUACCAGCAGGCCUUCAUGCAGUCGUUGGCAGGUGCCGCCCCUUCAGCCUCCCAGGCAUCUUCCGCGUUGGAGGUACCCCGUUUACGGUUCGCGCCGGAGUCGGCGCGGCAGAGCGCGGCGGAUUUGCCACUAGGUGCUCCUCGACGGCAGAGCAGUACGUUGGCGUCGUCGUGGACACAGCGCGAGGGCGCUUCGGCGGCGUCCAAUGCGACCUCCGCACGCACACCGCAGGCCCCUGCGACCCCGCCGCUUUUGCCCUUCAUUUCCAGUCUACGCCUAAGCGAGGCUCUGAACGGGCGGGGCACCGCUGAGGCGGACCCAGAGAAUGACGAAAUUCGCAUGACAGAGGAACGAGUAAAGAAACUGAAGGCCGCGACACCAGAGGCCACUGAGAUACUCCCAUGGCUGUUUGUGGGUGGGGAAGAGGCCGCGGGGGAUCGUGUCCAGCUUCUAUCAAAGGGCAUUACCAGUAUUGUAAACACCGUCGCAUUUUCUGUGGGAAACGCUCACACGGAUGUUUUUCACUACCUCGGACUUUACCUGAGUGACGCCCCGGAUGAACCCAUUUUCUCACUUUUCCCGAUUGUGAUCCGCUUUGUGGAGGAGUCACGGGUAAAGGGAGGCAAGACGUUUAUUCACUGCCACCAGGGCGUCUCUCGCUCCUGCUCCUUUGUCAUUGCGUACAUCAUGUGGAAUCAGGGCCUCUGCUACGACAGGGCAUUUGAGUUUGUGCGUGCGCGACGCAACGUGUGCAGCCCGAACACGGGCUUUUAUGUGAAUUUGCUGCUGUGGGAGAAUCAGCUGGCAACCCCAGUCUUCAACAAGGCCUACGCAUACGUCCCCUACACUGAAUACAUGUUCCCCUUCUCCUUUCGCCUGGCCCUCGCGUUUCGUGCGCACGAGAACGCGCACAGCGACGACGACUCACAAGUCGUGAAUUCUUUUGUGCGUGUGGUCCACCACACCGACAAAAGCUACGCGGUCGAUCCACGGCUGAGUUACGGCAUUUUGUUUGGGGGCCGUGACUCACAAAGUGGGGCCCCUGCGACGCUCAUCUACUCCUACUUCUUCGCAGGCUCGGACUGCGACGCCAUAGUGCGGCAAGAAGCCAAGGAGGACUGGGAAGCAUUCAUCCGAUACAACUUCUACCAUGGGCAGAGGAGGCGAAGCACGAACAACAAGGGCGAGGUUGUCGCGUACGCGCCAAUACCAGCGCUUGGGCAGCCAACGAGGUGUUUGGCGGGCAUUCAGGAUCUGGAGGACGUCGUUAACGAACACAUGUUCAGCCGACGACGCAGGGCGUCCGAUGGGGCACGAGGUCCAAAGCCAGUACUGGCGCAGCUGGAGUGCUGGGACAAGCUGCUUGCUCACGAGGACAUGAUCGUUCGCCUCUCCAACUUCCUUGCGGAGGAGCAGCGUGUGAAAUUAGCAUCUCUGAGCCGUAAACGCAUGCGCGAGGAGGAACGACGAGGUCUGGCUAAAGUCUCGCCGCCUGGUAGCACGCCGCGGAUCUCGUCGUACAGAAGCGCUGGCGCUAGGGGCAACACCGUGCCAAACCCUGCUGCACCUGCACCUGCACUUGUCGCUGCGGCCGCCGCGGUGGAUUCGGCGUCGUCGGUGUCUCCGUUGUCCACAGCGCCGUUAGCAAAAUCCACAACUACGAAGUCGGCGGCCGCAGGCGCGAAGGUUGCCGUGCCGCAUAUAAAGACAUCCUCAGCACCGCCCACGGCAGGUUCCAAGCCGUUGGGCGGUGAGGUGGAGAUUUACGCCUACCCGUUUACUGGUUCUCCGCUGACGAACAUAUUAGACAUUGCCGACAUGGAACCGGAUGGCUGCUACGUGGUUCUUGUCCCCGCCGCGGCGUCGGGGCGCCACCGCGUGUUUUUGUGGUUCGGCUGCAACUCCAGCGUUACUGAGCCGGAGGCCUGGCAGGCGUACUGGCGAUCACUGAAGGUCGACAAGGACGUUCGCCUGUGGAACGAGACGGUGCUGGAGAGCCCGUUGGAGGAGGUGGCCCGCGAUGGCGAGGAGCCCGACGAACUCAUCCUGGCGCUUGAAUAA